This is a messenger RNA of Capsicum annuum, 1504 nucleotides long. Its product is annotated as metalloendoproteinase 3-MMP. Gene Ontology annotation, biological process: collagen catabolic process; proteolysis; extracellular matrix organization. The transcript has a single exon. Gene Ontology annotation, cellular component: extracellular matrix. NCBI's taxonomy places the organism in Eukaryota, Viridiplantae, Streptophyta, Magnoliopsida, Solanales, Solanaceae. Gene Ontology annotation, molecular function: metalloendopeptidase activity; zinc ion binding. The record is from RefSeq and is a predicted model, not a curated record. Bases 257 to 1345 code for a protein of 362 amino acids.
UAUAUAUAUAUAUAUAUUUUAAUUAAUUUAUUUAAUUAAAAAAAAAUUAUGUAUACUUUUUUCCUUUCUACUAUAUUCCAUAUACGAUUACAUAAAGUCAGCAAGCUUGCCGCGCAGAGCUUUUUCUCCAUAUAAUAAGUCUAAUCAGUAUCCAUUAUCCAUCGUUAAAACCUUCAGAUCCAUAGCCUAUAAAUCUCAAAUACCGUUCACUAUCUUUUCAAUAAAAGACAGUACCCACAAAGAAAACAAACUUGAAAUGAGGAUUCAUUUAUUCAUCGCCAUUGCUUUUGUUCUAAUAUUAUCAACUCCAACUUCAGCUCAUUUCUUCCCAAAUAUUUCUUCAAUCCCUCGUUUACUCAAACCUAAUGCCACUGCUUGGGCAGGUUUUCAGAAGUUAUUAGGAUGCCACACCGGUCAGAAAGUCGAUGGCAUUGCUAAAAUAAAAAAAUAUUUUCAACAUUUCGGAUAUAUUACUUCUUCUUCUUCCAGUAACUUCAAUGAUGACUUUGAUGAUAUUCUUGAAUCUGCAGUCAAGACUUACCAGCAAAAUUUCAACCUCAACGCCACUGGUGUCCUCGACGCGCCGACGAUUCAGCAUAUCAUAAGACCCAGAUGUGGAAACGCCGAUGUAGUUAACGGCAUUAGUACCAUGAACUACGGCAAGCCGCCGCCGGCAGGUUCUCCGACGGUCGCUCACUACUCGUUCUUUCCGGGUAGACCACGGUGGCCGGCGGGUAAGACCGACUUGACAUACGCGUUUCUACCGGCGAACAAUCUGACGGAUAACAUCAAGAGCGUGUUCUCACGCGCUUUUGACCGAUGGUCGGAGGUAACCCCAUUGACCUUCACUGAGACGCCGUCGUUCCAAUCGGCGGAUAUUAAGAUCGGAUUUUUCGCCGGAGAUCACAACGACGGUGAACCGUUUGAUGGUCCGAUGGGGACAUUAGCACACGCGUUUUCGCCGCCGGCGGGGAAUUUUCACUUGGACGGCGAUGAGAAUUGGGUCAUCGAUGGUACGCCGGUAAAUGAAGGGAAGUUCUUUUCAAUAUUAUCGGCUGUAGAUCUUGAAUCGGUUGCGGUUCAUGAAAUCGGACACUUAUUGGGUUUGGGUCAUUCAUCUGUAGAAGAUUCGAUAAUGUACCCGAGUUUAGAAUCGGGUACCCGAAGAGUGGAACUUGCGAAUGAUGAUAUUCUGGGAGUGCAGGAGUUAUACGGGUCUAACCCGAAUUUUACUGGGCCGAAUACAACUUUGACUCCGACCCAGGAGAAUGAUACAAAUGGGGUCCCCAGUCUUAGCUCAUUGUGGGUUGUAUUGGUGGUUGGAUUUGCGUUUGCUUUCGUUUAGUCAAUUAAUAUUCUGUUAGCUGUACUAUUAUCAUUUUUGCCCUUUAUUCACAUUUGUAUCAACCAACUGUAUGACUAUUGUUAUUUUUGUAUAGAUAUUUAUUUUUUGAAAUAGUUUUUGGGAAUAAAAGUGAGACAACGCCUCUUAUUUUUUCGGCUA